UAUCCAUGCACCAGUCUGCUUUUAUUUAAUCAUGAAAAUAUUGAUCACAUUUCUUUGUCACCACAAUUAGGAUAUGUUCUAGGAUUUGAAAACCCUCAAAAUAUUAAAAAUAAGGAAGUUGCAAAAUAUGGAUCUGAUCUAAGGGGAGGAUUUUCUAGUUUUGCUGUAUAUGCAAAUGGUCUUACAGAGAAUAUGAUUAUUGGGAAUUCACUCAGCUCUCUUCUGCGUGUAGUUUCGGUCUCUGGCGCAACACCAGGAGAAUAUAACGAAAAGAUUUAUGAUACACCUAUUUAUGCCCGUGUCCUACCUAGAGAGAUUAAUGAGAUAGAGAUCGAGUUAAGAACAUUGGAUAAUGGACGAUUAGUUCCUUUCGCAUACGGAACAGUUUUAAUAGUAUUGAUAUUCAAAAAAGUGAUAAAUUUUUAA
Meloidogyne enterolobii is the source of this 426-nucleotide messenger RNA. NCBI's taxonomy places the organism in Eukaryota, Metazoa, Nematoda, Chromadorea, Rhabditida, Meloidogynidae. The record is from the annotation of a GenBank genome assembly.